AUGUCCAGUUCAAACACUUCCCAAACGGUCGAUGAGCCAUCUACGGCCAGAACCUCACCCACAAACAACACCUUAGACGAGGGCAUUAUUUCGCAACUGGAAUCCUUUUCCAUCACGCCGGAGUUGCGCGCAGAGCUCGCCCUCAGAAAGCAGGCACCACCACGCUCGAUCAGACAAACACAGAGCGAGUCAGCCAUUGCAGUCGACAUGUCCGAAACACACAUCUGCGAUGAGAAAUAUUCGACAAAGGCUAAGUGUCACGUUCAGCAUAAGAAUCCACGGGCUCAGCACUGCGCCGAAGGGACGUCGACGAGCAUCGAAACUCCCAACGCAGAUGGCUUCAUUUUUCCCAGGCAGUGUCCGACUUUGGGAGAAGAGACGCCUGCGCCGCAGAUGCCCUCAGGGCUAUACUGCUCUUUCUGCAGAACCAUGCAUCCUACAUCUCAGUUCGCGGAGGCCGAGCAACAGAAAGCGCACGGCGAGAGGAUGUGCAUCAACAUUACCGGCACAUUGAGGCUCUGUCCUCACCUGACGAUGUCGAUGAUGGAUAUCUGGCAGUACUUCGAGAGUUGUUGCGAAGACGACGCCAACAGCGACUGCGAGUGCGAUCUAACUAUCACUGAGGCGUGUCAUUUCUGUUUUCCCGGCUUGUCGGAGCUCGACAAGACCGAAAAGAAGACGAGAAAGCCCACCUAUACCUUUCAUCUUUGCGAGAAAGAAGGGUUUGACGACAUUGGAAAGUUCGACAUCGAGUGGACCUUGCCUGUCGCGGCGAUGCAUCAGGGUGACGAGAAUGGGGUCACCGUGGCUACCAUGAGAGAGAAGCUGCAAGAAUUCGACAGGACGCGUGAGCACAUGAUUUGCUCACAUUUCGAGUGGGAGGACAUCUUGAGAGCACUGAUGUUUGCCAGUCAAGAUGUCAAUGGUAAGGCGUAUCCCGCAGGAGAGUGUGAAGGUUGUCCUACAGAGUACUUUGCUGAGAAGCACGACAAUAUUAUCUUCUUGCGCAGAGAGACGUGGGGUGUUCUGAGGAGAGAGGACGAAGAGACGCCGGUGCUUGAUGGUUGCAGUGGUCUGGUUGACCAACUUGAGCUUUGUGAUUGCAGAGCCUGCUGGAGGCCAUCAGAUGAAGUUUGA
Molecule: messenger RNA, 1137 nt
Organism: Colletotrichum siamense
Lineage: Eukaryota; Fungi; Ascomycota; Sordariomycetes; Glomerellales; Glomerellaceae
Exons: 1
Coding region: 1-1137 (378 amino acids)
Source: RefSeq, a predicted model, not a curated record